Molecule: messenger RNA, 1598 nt
Organism: Hevea brasiliensis (rubber tree)
Lineage: Eukaryota; Viridiplantae; Streptophyta; Magnoliopsida; Malpighiales; Euphorbiaceae
Product: protein NETWORKED 3A
Exons: 2
Coding region: 662-1375 (237 amino acids)
Cellular component (GO): vacuolar membrane
Molecular function (GO): actin binding
Source: RefSeq, a predicted model, not a curated record
GGACCCAGCCGAACUCUGCUUUCCUAAACGUGCCAAUUUCCUCUUGCCAAUAUUCAAAGGAUAUGGAAACUCCAACAAAUUAUACUAAUUUUAUUUAAUUUAAUUUAAAAACACUCUCUCUAUCACACCCUCUCUUUGUUUCUACACUGCACGAUAGCUAGCAUCAGAUUCAAGCACGCAGAGAGAGGCUCCGUUGUCGUCAGAAACGAAGAUCACUCUGGUAGCUUCCAAUUCGCUCUUCUAUAUAUAUGGUGAUGAAACUUCUUCUAGAUUCAAAUACGGGUUCUCUUUUUCUUCCCUAAUUUGCUGCGGAUUGUUUUUCUUAUCCUUCUCAAUUUUGGUAAACCUUCUUCAGUUCAGGCAGGUGAUUUGGAGUUGUUUUGAAAAUUGAACUUUCCCUCUGUGGUUAAGUGGAUACAAUGACUAUACUAACCCCGAUAUUUUAUCCUGAUUCUCCUGCGGGAAAUGACUAAAUCUGUCCUUUUGCACCCUUUUUGUCUCUACGAAUAAGACAAUAACACCAAGCGGCAAGCGGUAACGUUCGUCGUUGUGGAAUGUGUAGGUUUGCGGCGGAUUUGUAUUCUGUUCUAUGCGGCUUUGUUUUUUGAUUUUGAGCUGUGUUCUUUCGAAAGAGGAGAGUAAUCAAGGGAAGACAUAGAAGAUGGUGGAGAUGAUAAACAAGGAUACUUCGCACUGGUGGUGGUUUGAGAGUCACCAAAGCUCCAACCGCUCUCCGUGGCUACAAUCCACUCUUUGCGAGGUAGACAGGAAGACAAAGGCAAUGCUGAAAUUGAUAGAGGAAGAUGCAGAUUCGUUUGCCCAGCGUGCAGAGAUGUAUUAUAAGAAACGGCCUGAGCUCAUUAGCAUGGUUGAAGAUUUUUACAGGACACAUCGAUCAUUAGCUGAGCAAUAUGAUCUACUUAAAUCUGACUCUGGAAAUCGCCUAACAACAAUCAAAUAUCAACGGCAGAAGUUAACGGGUGGGAUGAAUAAAAUCUAUGACAGCCAUUCUGAUUCUGAAACGUACUCUGCUGAGUCUGAAGUUGAAGAUCCUGGACAGGAAGAGGAAACUGAAUUUGAAGAAGAAAUGGGAGAAGUUGAGGAGCCUGAACAGAAAAUAGAAACUGGUGAAGUUGAAGUUUCAGGUUCAGUCUGUAAUGAUGAGGUGAUGAAGAUGCAGGACGAAAUAGAAAUACUCAAAGAAGAGAACAGAAUUCAGAGUGAACAACUUCUGCAGAAAGAUGAAGAGAAGAGAGAGGUUAUAAGGCAACUCAGUUUGGCUAUAGAAGUGCUUAAGCUGGAAAAUGUGCAGCUCAGGAAGCAUGUAGCUAAAGGCUCCCCCAAGAAAACGAGCCCUUUAUGUUGGAGAAGUUGAAGGAGGUAUUUUCAGGGAAGCUUUUCAAUGGCUUUUCAAAAUCUCGUGGGAGUGUACCAGCUCCCUAGGUAAAGGUUGGAGCCAACAAGUAGCUUGUAGAUACAGUUCAUAUCUAGAAAGAGAAUGUAAAUCACAAUUUUAUUUCAGCUCAAACUUAGGAAGUAAACAUACAGUACAGUGUCUGUUGAGGAAGUAAUGUAGGAUUAAAGUUUAGCAUGCCAAA